AUGGGUGGCUUACUUCCUGGCGGGGACUCGGUAAGAGCAGUAAAAGAUUUCAGACGACAAGCCGUCACCGCUCAGAAGUGGCCUACACAAGUCGAAGCUGACCAUCAGAUCUCCUUCUCAGCAGCCGAUACUCGCGGCAUCAGCAUGCCGCAUAAUGAUCCACUCCUCAUUGAUAUUGGAAUUGGCGAAUUCCAGGUCACGAAAGUUCUCGUCGACACUGGCAGCUCAGUCGAUCUUAUCUUUCGAGAUACGCUUGACAAGAUGGGGAUCGACCUACGCGACAUGAAGCCCUCUUCACACACUCUCACGGGGUUCAACGGUUCCUCAGAACAGAUGAUCGGGACAAUACGUCUUCCGGUUUACGCAGGGGACUGUGUAAAGUUUCUCGGGAAAGACGAAAUAACACAAACGAUCCAUGGAGACCAACGAGCUGCGAGGGAGCUGCUUAUAGCCGCAGUCAAAUUACAACAGUCGGUUUCUCUCGUCAACUCAGUCGCCAAAUCAAUUCAUAAGAUCUAUCCCCAGAAGGAAGAAUUCCGGGACGUCCGCAUUGAUGAAGCCGAUCUGACGAAAGUCAUACGCGUUGGAGCCUUCCUUUCCGACGAGAUGCAAUCACAGGUCAUCUCCUUCCUCAAAGCAAACGCUUCGACUUUUGCAUGGACAACUUCGGAUAUGAAGUGGAUAGACCCCGCCGUAGCGUCCCACGAGUUGAACAUCAACCCUACGUUCAAACCUAUUCGGCAGAAAAGACGGAAGCUCGGACCUGAGCGGUCUAAAGCUGUGAAUGAAGUAGUCGACAGACUGCUCGAGGCAGGCUUCAUUGCCGAGGUUCGGUAUCCAGAAUGGUUGGUGAAUCCUGUGGUAGUAAAGAAGAAAAUCGGGAAGUGGCGCAUCUGUGUCGACUUCACUGAUCUAAACAAAGCUUGUCCCAAAGACAGCUUCCCACUUCUUCACAUCGAUCGUUUGGUAGAGUCGACAGCCGGUAACGAACUGUUAACCUUCAUGGAUGCCUUCUCAGGGUACAAUCAAAUCCUAAUGCAUCCGGACGACCGCGAGAAGACAGCCUCAAUAAUGUACAUGGGGACUUAUUGCUAUAAAGUCAUGCCCCUCGGCUUGAAGAAACGCAUAACCUACCAACGUUUGGUUAACCGAAUGUUCGCAAAUAAACUCGGCGACACUAUGGAGGUUUACAUCGACAACAUGCUGGUCAAGUCACUCCACGCCGAAAACCACCUCGACCAUUUGAGGGACUGCUUCAGAACGUGGAACGAGUUUAGGAUGAAACUCAACCCGGCGAAGUGCACCUUCGGAGUCACCUCAAGCGAAUUCCUGGGCUACAUUGUUACCCAACGAGGCAUCGUAGCGAACCCCAAGCAAAUAACAGCAAUCCUCCACCUCCCGAGCCCAAGGAACAGCCGAGAAGUCCAACGCUUGACAGGGAGAAUAGCGGCCCUCAACAGAUUCAUCUCGCGAUCAACUGAUAAGUGCCUCCCUUUCUAUGAACUCUUACGCGGAAAUAAAAGAUUCAUCUGGGACGAAAAAUGCGAAGAAGCGUUCAAUCAAUUGAAGCACUAUCGCACCUUUGGCUUCGUAGCAUCAAACAACGAAGCCGAAUACGAGUCUCUCAUUGCGGGGCUCCGUCUCGCUAAAGCAGUCAAAGCUAACCGAAUCAGCGCAUAUUACGACUCCCAACUCGUGGUAAGCCAAUAUCUUGGCGAUUGCGAUGUCAGGAAUGAUAGGAUGGAUGCUUACUUAAAGCUCGUCAAGGAUCUCACACGGGAUUUCGAGUUCUUCGAAAUCACGAAGUGA
This is a messenger RNA of Brassica oleracea var. oleracea, 1809 nucleotides long. RefSeq lists its product as uncharacterized. Gene Ontology annotation, molecular function: RNA-DNA hybrid ribonuclease activity; nucleic acid binding. Lineage: Eukaryota; Viridiplantae; Streptophyta; Magnoliopsida; Brassicales; Brassicaceae. The transcript is spliced from 3 exons. The record is from RefSeq and is a predicted model, not a curated record. The coding region runs from base 1 to 1809 and encodes 602 amino acids.